Molecule: messenger RNA, 2399 nt
Organism: Phycodurus eques (leafy seadragon)
Lineage: Eukaryota; Metazoa; Chordata; Actinopteri; Syngnathiformes; Syngnathidae
Gene: raraa
Product: retinoic acid receptor, alpha a
Exons: 11
Coding region: 1044-2387 (447 amino acids)
Biological process (GO): cellular response to corticotropin-releasing hormone stimulus; regulation of transcription by RNA polymerase II; retinoic acid receptor signaling pathway
Cellular component (GO): nucleus; transcription regulator complex
Molecular function (GO): RNA polymerase II cis-regulatory region sequence-specific DNA binding; nuclear glucocorticoid receptor binding; nuclear receptor activity
Source: RefSeq, a predicted model, not a curated record
GAUGGUUGCCAACCAGAGUGCCGCUCCAAACUCGCCUGCUCUGCAAACGCGGCUCGCCGCCACUCGUCCCUAAACGCGCGGCGGUUAUCGACCGGGGGAGCUUGCCUGGCUCACAUCAGUCUUACGCCAGAGGACCGAACCGAGCCGCUCGGGAGGAUAAGAGCCCCGGCCGGGAAAGUUUGAAGGAGACGAGCGGGGGGUGGGGCAAAGCUGCGUGACUGAACUUCCACCGAGCAGCCGCGGAAGGGACCGGGACGAGGAGGAGCCAACAGGUCGCAGGAAUGAGCUCCUCUGCCACCAGUGACCCUGGCAGGUCAACGUCGACUACCACAUGAAUCCUAGAUGUCAAGCGUGGACCUCCUGCAAUUGCUGUUUGAUUGUUUCUCUGUGGGUCACAUGGCAUUGAUCUCUCGCCGCUUCCAGAAGACUGGUCGGUCAGAGAAAUCGAUGCGGGCAGUCUGCCGGCCGGGUGCCCACUUGGCUGAACAGCACACCGCUUAAUCAGUCUGAACUUCAACACAUAGAAAGCUGCUGCAGACCAACAGAGAGGCUGCGAGGAGGAGGCCCAUCCCGGGAGAACAUGGUGGCAUCAUGUGAUCUGAGCGAGAAAGGAACACCGUCGAGGAAGCGUGUGCUCUCUUGAAGGCUUACGACCACUAGCAUCAGCAUCACCACUAUCAGCACCUGUGACUGCAGUUAUCAACGUCAUCUCCUCCACUCCCCAUUGGACUGGAAGAUAAGGAAUGGCCUCCCCAUAGACCUGUUUCACAAUAGCGCAGCACACAAGGAUAAAACACUCUGGAGCCCCUUUUUAUAGUUCACCAUUUCAACCAUUGUUUCCGCAGUAACUGAGCCCUCAACUCAAUUUUAACCUUGGUGACAUAUCCGGUGACUAGUUUGCGACCUUCGCUGGACGUUCUGUUGGAUUAUGUGCUAAUCCAGCAUUCCCAUGGGGGAUUAAAUCAGAGCAGUAAUCCACACUGACUCAGUUUUGGCUGUGUUACAAAAAGCAGAGGGGCUUUCUUCAGUGAGUGACACGCGUCAUGGCUGGGAAGGGCAACCCGGUGCCGGGCCCGCACCUAAAUGGCUUCCCAAUGCCCACCUACUCCUACUUCUUCCCUCACAUGUUGGGAAGUCUGUCGCCACCGGCCUUGCCAGGACUUCCUCUCAGCGGCUACAGCACCCCCUCACCAGCCACGAUAGAGACGCAGAGUACCAGCUCAGAGGAGAUAGUGCCAAGCCCGCCCUCGCCUCCCCCGCCGCCCCGCGUCUACAAGCCCUGCUUUGUGUGCCAGGACAAGUCCUCAGGGUACCACUAUGGUGUCAGCGCCUGUGAAGGCUGCAAGGGCUUCUUCCGGAGAAGCAUCCAGAAGAACAUGGUGUACACUUGUCACCGCGAGAAGAACUGCAUCAUCAACAAAGUCACCCGAAAUCGCUGCCAGUACUGUCGGCUUCAGAAGUGCCUGGAAGUCGGAAUGUCCAAGGAAUCUGUGAGAAAUGACCGGAACAAGAAGAAGAAGGACGAAAAGAAGCAGGAGUGCACAGAGAGCUACGUGCUGAGCCCCGACACCGAGCAAAUGAUUGACAGAGUCCGCAAGGCCCACAAGGAAACGUUCCCCUCCCUGUGCCAGCUCGGCAAAUACACUACGAACAACAGCUCGGAACGACGUGUGUCCUUGGACGUGGACCUCUGGGACAAGUUCAGCGAGCUGUCCACCAAAUGCAUCAUCAAGACGGUGGAAUUCGCCAAGCAGCUUCCCGGCUUCACGACGCUCACAAUCGCCGACCAGAUCACCUUGCUCAAAGCCGCCUGUCUGGACAUCCUGAUACUGCGGAUCUGUACACGCUACACCCCAGAGCAAGACACCAUGACCUUCUCAGACGGACUCACGCUAAACCGCACCCAGAUGCACAACGCCGGCUUCGGACCGCUCACCGACCUGGUCUUUGCCUUCGCCAACCAGCUGAUCCCGCUGGAGAUGGACGAUGCCGAGACGGGGCUGCUCAGCGCCAUCUGUCUGCUGUGCGGAGAUCGUCAGGAUCUGGAACAAGCAGAGAAGGUGGACAUCCUGCAGGAGCCGCUUCUGGAGGCACUGAAGAUCUACGUGAGGAAGAGGAGGCCCCACAAACCGCACAUGUUCCCCAAGAUGCUGAUGAAGAUCACCGAUUUGAGGAGCAUCAGCGCUAAGGGGGCUGAGCGUGUCAUCACCCUGAAAAUGGAGAUCCCGGGCUCCAUGCCUCCCCUCAUCCAGGAGAUGCUGGAGAACUCCGAGGGCCUAGAAAGCGGCGCCUCGGGGGGCCGUCCCUGCGGCACGCCGCCGGGUAGUUGCAGCCCCAGUUUGUCCCCGAGCUCCGCCCAAAGUAGUCCAGCCACACAAUCGCCGUAGUAACGGCCCACC